Messenger RNA from Marmota flaviventris (yellow-bellied marmot), 1256 nucleotides. The record is from RefSeq and is a predicted model, not a curated record. Lineage: Eukaryota; Metazoa; Chordata; Mammalia; Rodentia; Sciuridae.
UCAGAAAACCACCCUCCAUUUCAUUCUGGAGCCCGGAGGUUACACCCAGGCAUCACAAAAGCUUCUUUCCUCACAACAUUAACUGAUUUCCUCAUUCUCCACCCUACCAAGGUCAUGGAAGAUUUAGAGGAACCAUUAUUUGAAGAAUUUGAUAAUUAUUCCUAUGCCUUGGAAUAUUACUCUCCAGAGUCUGGUAUGGAGGAAAAAGUCCACCUGGGAAUUGUUCACUGGGUCUCCCUGGUGUUAUGUGGUUUAGCAUUUGUCCUGGGAAUUCCAGGAAAUGUCACUGUCAUUUGGUUCACAGGAUUCAAAUGGAAGAAGACAGUCACUACUCUCUGGUUUCUUAAUCUAGCUAUUGCGGAUUUCAUUUUUGUUCUCUUCCUGCCCCUGUACAUCUCCUAUGUGGCCAUGAAUUUCCACUGGCCCUUUGGCAUCUGGUUGUGCAAGGCUAAUUCCUUUAUUGCCCAGUUGAACAUGUUUUCCAGUGUGUUUUUCCUAACAGUGAUCAGCCUGGACCGCUAUAUCCACCUGAUUCAUCCAGUUUUGUCUCAUCGGCACCGAACACUGAAGAACUCUCUGAUUGUUAUUAUAUUGGUCUGGCUUUUGGCUUCUCUAAUUGGCGGUCCUGCACUGUACUUCCGGGAUACUCUGGAGCUCAAUAACCACACUCUUUGCUAUAACAAUUUCCAUGAGCAUGAUCCUGACCUCACCCUGAUGAGGCACCACAUUCUGACUUGGGUGAAAUUUAUUGUUGGCUACCUCUUCCCUUUGCUAACAAUGAGUAUUUGUUACUUGUGUCUCAUCUUCAAGGUCAAGAAGCGAAGCAUCCUCAGCUCCAGUAAGCAUUUCUGGACAAUCCUGGCUGUGAUCAUGGCCUUUUUGAUUUGCUGGACUCCCUAUCACCUGUUCAGUAUUUGGGAGCUCACUAUUCACCACAAUAGCUAUUUCCACCAGGUGUUGCAGGCUGGAAUCCCCCUCUCCACUGGUUUGGCAUUCCUCAAUAGUUGCUUGAAUCCCAUCCUUUAUGUCCUAAUUAGUAAAAAGUUCCAAGCUCGCUUCAGGGCCUCAGUUGCUGAGAUACUGAAGUACACGCUAUGGGAAGUCAGCUGUUCUGGCACAGUGAGUGAGCAGCUCAGGAACUCUGAAACCAAGAAUCUGUCUCUCCUGGAAACAGCCCAAUAAGUUUACUUUUCCACAAAUCAGUACCAGGUUUUUGUGUUGGUCCCCUGACAAAUGCUUCCAGUUUAAAUUUGGUU